CAAUUACAAUAUAUAAAAUAUUGCGAUUGAAAUCGACUCCCAUAUAAAUAACGGUGGUAUUAUUAGUGAGUGAUUGUGAAAUAAUACUUUAAUAGAUCGGAAUGAACUCAAAAUGGAAGAAGAAUUAAGAUGUUUUGUUUGUAAAGAAUUCUACAAAGAACCAGUAUUACUACCUUGUGGGCACGCAUUGUGCCGUGCUUGUGCAGUUGGCCUACAAAGUCAUUUACCUGAGGCAGACAAUGCCUCGGGUACUGCAACUGACUAUCAGGAGGCAGAUAAGGCAUCUGUGUCGAGCGAAACCGAUAGCGGUGUUGUUUGUGGAUCAAGACCUAAUAGUUUCGCGGGAACACCGGCUGCUGCAGUGUAUACGUCGGCAGCGUUCAGCCUGUUGUGUCCGCAAUGUAACAAACAAGUUUUUUUGGACGACAAUGGAGCCGAGGGGCUACCACCUUUUCGAGUGAUGCGUACCAUCGUAGAGCGAUUCGGUGGUGUAGUAGGGGCGCCGCCUGCAGAAGAAGCUUGUCAGAUGUGUGAAGGUGAAAGACGAGCGGCUGUUGUUCGAUGCGAACAAUGUUCAGUGAGGUAUUGUGCCGGUUGUCGUGACGCCUGGCACCCUACUCGCGGUCCUCUCGCGCAGCAUGAGUUACGCGCCCUGGGGACCACUUGUUCAGACCAUGGAUCGCCACCAGUUCUGUACUGCAACACAUGUUUAGUGCCAAUUUGCCAGCGCUGCCUUGCUGAACGACACUCCUCCCAUGAAACACAGCAGCUUUCCAGUGCAGCUAGAGCUCAUAAGACUGAAUUAUCACAAUCACUACAGCAGCUUUCAGAACAAGCAAAAGCCAUGACUGAAUAUAUUCAGCUAGUCAAAGGGUCUGGAGAUAAAAUUAAUGAAUCAUGUGAAGAACUAGAAAGACAAAUAGACCAGGCCUGUGUAGAAGUAACCCGUGCAAUAGACCGACGCAGAGAUGAAUUGAUCAGAGCUGCUCGGAAUACCCGUUCACAAGCCAUUGCAAAUAUGCGCUCACUCACUUCCCAUGCUGCACAGAAAUUGCGUGAAGCCACUGCUUUACUGCAUUUUUCUAUAGAAGCACUGAAGGAAUCAGAUCAUGCUGCUUUCUUACAGGUGGGGAACAUCCUGUCGGCUCGUGCGCAGGAGACGGCCGCAGGUCUCUGCUCGUCACUUGACCCGCCACCUUCCCCGCCCGCCCUAACGCUCGACAUCGAGCCAGUGAUACGCACAGUUAGGACUAUGAAUUUCGUUGAAUGUAUACCGCCGGGCGCGCCCGAGAUGGCGGUGGAGGCGUGCGCGGCGCGUGGCUGCUCGUGCACGCUGGCGUGGCGCGCGCCCGCCGCACCCGCCGCCGUGCGCGGGUAUGUGCUCGAGCUCGACGACGGCCUCGGCGGACCAUUCCGGGAAGUGUACUGCGGGCGCGAGACGGUGUGCACGGUGGACGGGCUGCAUUACGCUUCGCUGUACAGCGCGCGAGUCAAGGCAUUCAACGGUGCCGGCGAGGGGCCCUACAGCGAGGUCAUCGGGCUGCAGACCUCGCCCGUGGCGUGGUUCGCGUGGGACUUGCGGUGCGCGGGCGCGGAGGACGCGCUGUGUCUGAGCGCGGACGGGCUGAGCGCGCGCGCCGCGGGCUGGCAGCCGCGCGUCGUGCUCGCCGACCAGCCGCUGGCGCGCGGCGUGCACUACUGGCGCCUGCGUCUCGACGCGCACGACGGCGACGCGGACCCCGCAUUCGGCAUCGCACGCGCCGAUGUCGCCAAGGACAAAAUGCUCGGUAGCGACGCACUGGGGUGGGCGAUGUACAUCGACAGCGCUCGGUCGUGGUUCGUGCACGGCGGGGCGCACGGCGGGCGCGCGGAGGGCGGCGUGACGCGCGGCAGCACUGUCGGCGUGUUGCUCGACCUCGGGCGCGGCACGCUGCGCUUCACAGUCGACGACCGCCCGCAGGGUGACAUAGCGUUUACUGGUCUGCGCGGCGCGUUCUACCCGGCCGUGUCGCUGAACCGCGGCGUGGCCGUCACUCUGGAGCCAGGCCUGCAGCCGCCGCCGGAACUGCUCAUGGACGCACUCACCAUUGAGUAACACACCAUACUCUGUCAUCUCCUGUCAAAAGCAAGCGCAAGUACAUUUUAUAUGUACAAAUUGGACUUGUUUAUCGAUAAAUGUUGAAAGUGGAUUAGGAAAAAUUGACUUGUGCUUAUUAUCCUCCACGGCCGAUGAUAGCUUUUGAUGAUCUCUAUAGAGGCAUGUUUUAAAUUAAUUGUUGAAAACCCUAGAUAUUGCCACUUUAAAUUCAAAACAAACAUAUUUAAUACAAUUUGUUUGCGAAAAUUAUUGUUUACACAUGGCCUAGGCGAUUUACUUACGACACUUCCCGCCCUUUUUGUGACUAACAUGAUAACAUUUUAAAAUUAAUUUAGAAAAAAAUAACUCCGUUACUUUGUAAAAUGUGUGAUGAGUUUUAACAUAGCUUUAUGAUAAGUGUGACUAAGCGUGAUUUGUAUUGAUGCUGAGAGGAGAGAAUGUGCCAUGACCGAGCAAUCAUAGUCCGUUAUUUGACAUAUACAAAAAUUUGUUUGA
Molecule: messenger RNA, 2593 nt
Organism: Papilio machaon (common yellow swallowtail)
Lineage: Eukaryota; Metazoa; Arthropoda; Insecta; Lepidoptera; Papilionidae
Gene: Trim9
Product: E3 ubiquitin-protein ligase TRIM9
Exons: 9
Coding region: 113-2095 (660 amino acids)
Molecular function (GO): zinc ion binding; protein binding
Source: RefSeq, a predicted model, not a curated record